Molecule: messenger RNA, 747 nt
Organism: Adineta ricciae
Lineage: Eukaryota; Metazoa; Rotifera; Eurotatoria; Adinetida; Adinetidae
Source: the annotation of a GenBank genome assembly
AUGGCAAAUGGCUACUGUAAUAACGCUUCAUGUGCUGAUCGAGAAACACAAUUACGUUUAGCACGACUUCGUGAAGAAUUAUUAACUAAUUUCAAUAGUUUACUAUUAGAUCGUAUCCGUUUUCUUGAACAAACAAUUAGUCAAUUGUCAUCAUCAGUGAUACUGUCAUCAACAGCAACUGUACCUCCAGCAACAACAACAUCAUCAGUGUUUACAAGUGCGACUCGAGCACCUUCAGGCACAGAUCGUGUUUCUACGCCAUCAGUUCUUCGACGUAGUUCGUCAACGACUACUUAUUUUCUUCAAAGUCCUUUCAGUCAAAUCCUAUCAGGAAAUGUUGCUGGCGCACGUUCAUGUCCUUCAAGUGUUGAUUUGUCAACAAGUGAAGAACGACGAUCAAGAUUCUUUUCAUCGAAGAAAACUUCUCGAUCACAAACGCGAACAUCAUCUGAAAGUAAUGGUAAUUAUCUAUCAAUACCAAUGGAUGGGCAAGUAUCAACAGUGACGAAUGAUUCGAUUUCGACUCCUACUAAUACGAGUGAAAGAGGACGACUUGAAUCUCGACGUUUCGCUUGUGAUGUCGAUGACAAUGAAGUACGUGCAUUCAAAGCCAUGGUGUAUAUGGAACAAGCUCGAAAACAGCACGCACGGCCGCUAACUCGUUUACGACAAGCUUUGGGUAUAUCAAGUAAUUCACAUACGGGAAACUAUUCAUUUCAUGGUUCGAAAAAGCAUUCGAAUGCAUAA